Molecule: messenger RNA, 2558 nt
Organism: Gilbertella persicaria
Lineage: Eukaryota; Fungi; Mucoromycota; Mucoromycetes; Mucorales; Choanephoraceae
Product: kinase-like domain-containing protein
Exons: 6
Coding region: 417-2147 (576 amino acids)
Biological process (GO): protein autophosphorylation; autophagy; peptidyl-serine phosphorylation
Cellular component (GO): autophagosome; cytoplasm
Molecular function (GO): protein serine/threonine kinase activity; ATP binding
Source: RefSeq, a predicted model, not a curated record
AAAGUGACAUUGCACAUGACAUUUUCACUCCCCUUAUUUUUCUUUUUCUUUUUCUUUUUCUCACCUCUUAAGCAUUUUCAUAAUUUAUUUCUCAUGUCUUCAACUCAAGAUAAACGCAUCGAACAAGUAGGCAAUUAUAUCAUUCAAAAUAAAAUUGGACAAGGCUCUUUUGCCACAGUAUAUAAAGCGCAGCAUAAAGUGAAGUAAAAAAAGGGAGUGGUUCAUGAGUUACUUAUGCUAGAGUAUGUUAGGAUACCCAACAGACAGUGGCUAUUAAAAGCGUCAAACGAUCCAAAUUGACAAAGAAAUUAUUGGAAAAUCUUGAAUCAGAAAUCUCUAUUCUUACUUCUAUACGACAUCAAAACAUUGUUGGCCUAAUUGAAUGUCAAAAAACGGAUACCAAUAUCUUUUUGGUGAUGGAAUUCUGUUCUUUAGGAGACUUGUCACAUUAUAUUAAACAAAUACGCUCACAUAAAUCAACAAAAGGUUCAGCAGGUGGAUUGCCAGAAAGAGUGGUGCGUCAUUUCCUAAGGCAAUUAGCGAGUGCCUUGCAAUUCUUGAGAUCACAAAACUUGAUUCAUCGAGAUAUUAAGCCUCAAAAUUUAUUAUUAACACCCGAUAAGGAUGAUUUACCAUUGUUAAAAGUAGCUGAUUUUGGAUUUGCACGCUUUUUACCUAAUGCAAGUCUGGCUGAUACCCUCUGCGGAUCACCACUUUAUAUGGGUCCAGAAAUAUUGUCUUAUAAAAAAUACGAUGCUAAAGCAGACUUGUGGAGUGUAGGUGCUGUACUGUAUGAAAUGGUGACUGGAAGACCUCCUUUUCGUGCCUCAAAUCAUAUUGAAUUACUCAAGAAAAUCCAAGAAAAUAAUGAUCAAAUUCAUUUCCCUGAUGAAAGACAUCAUGACAUACAGAUUGGGAGUGAUCUUAAAGACUUGAUUCGUAAAUUACUUGUCAUGAACCCUGUAUCCAGAAUUUCUUUUGAUGAUUUUUUUAAACAUCCCGCUGUCUUGCCUGAACAACCCAUACCUAUUCAUGAUAGACCUCGCUCUUUACAAAGCACACCUCCUUCACCUAUUCAGUAUCAGCGUGCAGGUAGUUAUGAACCACCACCAUUUGCACAAAUGACACCCAGAAGCAUGUCUGAUCAACCUACUAGAAGAUGGUCCAUGGCACCCUUUGAGAGAAAGCAGGAGAAAAAGACAGGCAAAGAACUAGAAGACAUGUUACAGGAAUAUGUGGUGCUAGAUAUUCGCUCCAUCGAGACAAACCAAUUUGCAGAUGAACUCAAGGCAACCCCACACUCUAAAUCACCCACAGCUACACAUGCUGUCAAUAUACCAAACCAUAAUCGGAUAUCACCUUCAGCGUCUCCUUUUAUGCGAGAGCGUAAAUCAAGCACAGGGUCGGCGGGUUCUGCUCUUGCCAAAGCAAUCAGUAAAGCAUCGGUUCGGUUGUUUGGGACCAGUAUGCCAUCACCGCCCAAAGAUCAUCAUCAUUUGGUUGGGUCACCUCAUGGUUUCAUGUCAUCCCAUGAGACGUCAUCCAACCUAAAAACAAUGAAGAAAAUUGAGCGUUUGUCAUGUAUGGCACAUGCAGUGGCUAAAUACGGAGAUCAAAAAUACGAUGCACUUCAUCAGAAAGAAGACGUUUUGUUGGCUGAAGAAGCUGUGGCGCUCUAUGUCAAAUCAUUAGCGCUAUUGGAGAUGGGUUUAUUUAUUGCCCAGCAAUAUUGGCACCAACAUAUGAUUGAAGUAGAUGAAGAGGAACGAAAGAACAUGGCUACACCUCUAAAUGAUGCAGUUCAGUGGAUGCGAGAUAAGUUCAAUGAGUGUCUAGACCGUGCAGAAAGUAUCAAAGUAGAUGCUACAGAUGCUAUUUGUGUUGAGAAACUAUUGUACGAUCGAGCAUUGGAAAUGAGUCGGGCCGCAGCGGUUCAUGAAUUAGUAGGUGAAAAUAUUGCCGAAUGCGAGCAAGAUUAUCAAACGGCGAUUUGGAUGUUGGAAGCCAUCUUACAAGUCCGUCCUAAAGGAGAAGUAACUGUGGAAGCAGACGAUCGACGCAUUAUCAACAAAUUCAUCGAUUCUAUUCGUCAUCGCAUCACUGUUCUGCGAAAAAAAUUAAGUGCUGCGACGGAGCGUGAAUCAUAAACGUCUACACCAAUCAAAAUAAACAAAGCAUAGUAAAACGCCGCUUGUAAGUGGUUGAAUCACAGAUUACGGAGUUUUUUUUUCAUCUUUUAUUUUUUUUUAAAAUGAAAAUGACUAUCAAAGGGAGGAGGAAAAAUGAUCACUUUUGUCCCCUUAAAAGUGUCUGUGUCAUACAAAGUAUAAACAAACCGUCUAUAAAUGUGAAUUUGCGUUUAAUUUAUGUAUUUACAACGUGGUAUUCUUCUUUUGUAUUUAAAUGUCAGCUUUCAAAAAGCAAAUAGUUUGUGUUUGUAUGUUUCUGACUUGUUCCUACCCUUUUUUUUCUUAGUAUUUAUUCCUGCACACUAUAUUAUUUGGUAGACGGUUUAAAUUAAAGUAGAUGGUAGCAUAGUAGUAAUAGUAAAAAAAAAA